Anopheles bellator is the source of this 2265-nucleotide messenger RNA. Its product is annotated as Bardet-Biedl syndrome 7 protein homolog. Gene Ontology annotation, biological process: non-motile cilium assembly; intracellular transport; intracellular protein localization. The transcript is spliced from 2 exons. Lineage: Eukaryota; Metazoa; Arthropoda; Insecta; Diptera; Culicidae. Gene Ontology annotation, cellular component: neuron projection; ciliary basal body; BBSome. Gene Ontology annotation, molecular function: protein binding. The coding region runs from base 1 to 2265 and encodes 754 amino acids. The record is from RefSeq and is a predicted model, not a curated record.
AUGGAGCUGGAACUGACGCGGGUUGACUACGCCACGGUCGGGCUGACGGGGCCAAAUUGUCUUCAGCUACUGCCACCGAUCGGAGGCGCGGCCGCAACGGGUAGCGGCGGGUACAAGCAGCAGCAAAAGGUGGCCAUCGGUGACCAGGAUGGAGUGCUGCAGGUUUUUUCGAUGAAAAAGGACGAGCUGCAGAUGCACUUCAAGACGCUGCCGGGAGAGAGGAUUGCCUCGGUCAAGCUGGGCGGGCAGGUGGGUUCGGUGGCGGACAAGAUGUUCACCGCGUCCGAGAACAAGGUGCGGGGCUUCAACAAGAAGGGCAAACUGUUCCUGGCCUUCGAAACCAGCCUGACCGAGACGAUACGAUCGAUGUGUGUGAGCGGACCCGAUCUGCUGGUGUGUGGCAACCACGUGUACAAUCACUACCGGGACUGCAAAGAACUCGGAUCGUACCUGUGCGGCGAUGUGAUUGUGGACGUGGCCGCCCUCUGUCCACACAACACCAGCCGGUUGAUCACGGUGCUGGCCUGUUCGGGUCGGGUGCUGCGCGUGCUGGAGCAUUCGCGGGUGCGUCAAACCAUCGAACUGGACAGCGUCCCGACGGUUCUGCAUGUACCGAAGGGUUUGGGUGAUCGAAUGCUGUGUGGUUUUGCGGACGGCAGUGUUCUACUGUUCCACCUGAAUCUGCAGGUUGCGGAGGUAAAACGUGAGGUGCUGGUCUCGGACCAGCUCAACAGGGACGAGCGGGACAAGGAAGGUUUGAGCGCGGUCACGUGCAUCGCUACCUACGAUCUGUCCGGCGACGGGAAGGAGGAACUUAUCGUUGGUCGCCGCGAUGGGACACUGCAGGUGUUUACCAUGAACUCCGACGAGUACCAGUUCGAGAUGGAGUGUACGCAGAUUUAUCGCGAGCUCUUCAACGAAAGCAUCUCCAGUGUGCAGGCCGGGUGCGUCGGGGCCAACGGGUACACCGAGAUCGUCGUCUGCACGUACUCUGGCCGCGUGUUCGGCCUGACGACGCAGUGCAUCGGCAAGUGUCUGAGCGAUGCCGGUAGCUUUUCGGGCGGCGCUCCCGUUGCCCAGCCCAUCGAUUCGUCGGCCAAACUGCAGCGCAUCCGUGCGGAAAUCUACGAACUGGAGCAAACGAUCGCCAAGGAGCGCGAACGCUACCAGCUGUCCACGCAGGCCAUGUCUAGUGGGCUCUCCGCAAUACCGAUGCUCCCGGUGAACGAUUCGUUCGUCCUGUCCAAGAGCGAUGCGACCUAUCUGCUGUCGCUCGAAAUACCGACCCCGAUCGAGCACGUGCUGCUGCAGUGUGAUACCCCGAUCAAUUUGCUCGAUGUGGAGAAAAACAGUGCCGUGGUCAGUUUCAGCGAGUGCGACAAACUGAGCGGCAACAGCCUGCUGGCAAGCUACCGGUGCCAGAUGAACACGAACCGCAUCGAUCUGAAAAUUCGUACGAUCGAGGGCCAAACGGGUACGCUGCAGGUGUACAUUACGCCCAAUCUUCAACCGAAAUGUUGCCAACUGAAGCGCUAUCCUAUCAAACCGUUAUCACUGCACGUGAUCCUUCACAACGUGACAGACGAAAUGCUAGCCCGGCCGAUGAAUGUGCUGACGCUCAAGGGUCCGUUCAGUCAGGCCGAGGUGCACAACUGGAUGGUCAACAGCAUCCCGGAGUUACCGGAGAAGCGGCACGAGACGGGCAAGGUGCGCUUCACGUUCCAGCACGUAUUCAUUGGCACGCUGCUGGUCUGCGAGUACGGCAAGGGUGAUGCCACGUUUCGCAGCGACAACAUCUCGACCAUCUCCAUCCUGAAGGACUUUAUCACCAAAGAGGCGACGAAGAAGCGCAUCAAAUUGGAAAUCUCCAGCACGAUCAAUGAAUCAACGAUCCCUUCACUGAUCAAACUGAUUGAACCGAAAAUUGUCCACUACAACAAGCUGACGAAAGAUUUUCAGCUGGCCCAAGCGCUGCUCGAUCUGGACAUUCGUGAUGAGGCCGAGUUUGGCACGCUUUCGGAGGAAUACAGGACACUGAUUCGCACCCAUCAGGCAAUAGAGGCCGAGUUCCGGAAGCAACCGACCAUACUGAACCGGAUCUAUGGCAUUUUGACGGACCUGUACAUCGAUAAGUUCAAGUUUAAGGGCGUUAACGUGAAGACGAAGCUGCCGCAGCUGAUCGAGCUGCUUGACAACUAUACCUACGAUCAGUUGGUGCACUUCUAUACGCUCGACAGAGCAAGCGACGAAGACAAUAAAGACUAG